Messenger RNA from Oreochromis niloticus (Nile tilapia), 5665 nucleotides. RefSeq names its product crumbs cell polarity complex component 2a (gene crb2a). The record is from RefSeq and is a predicted model, not a curated record. Gene Ontology annotation, biological process: Notch signaling pathway. The transcript is spliced from 13 exons. The coding region runs from base 134 to 4534 and encodes 1466 amino acids. Gene Ontology annotation, molecular function: calcium ion binding; Notch binding. Lineage: Eukaryota; Metazoa; Chordata; Actinopteri; Cichliformes; Cichlidae.
CACAGCGAGGAGCCUUUACAUUGCACAGCAACAUACCAUUACUGUAGGACUUCUUCACUUCUUUUUUUUUUCUACUGAAAAACAAAUUGAUAUUUCCUUGUGGUUUUACAUACCCCCAGUCUGUGAUUGUGCUAUGGAGUUGGGGAAAGUUCAUGUGAAUUUAAAGACGGUGCUGCUGACAAUGAUGAUGUUCAAAUGGGGAACAUUCUGCACAGCCACAGCAGAUAGAUGCUUGUCUGCACCCUGCCAAAAUGGUGCUACCUGUGUGGACACAAUGGAUGAUUAUGCCUGUAUUUGUGCCAGAGAUGGGGUGAGGUACAUGGGCAAAAACUGUGAUGAACUCUAUGACGCCUGCUCUUUUGCUCCGUGUGAGGACUGCAGUAGUGUUCCUGGCACCACAGAGUACCACUGCAUCUGUCCAGACGGACUGACAGGAGAUAACUGCACAGAGGAGGUGGAUGAGUGUCAGAGCAAUCCUUGUUCCGAGCCUCGUUCUCUGUGUGUAGACCAGCUGAAUGGUUACUUCUGCAGGUGUCCAUCUGGGUAUGGAGGACGAGACUGCAGGACACCUGUAACCGACUGCAUUGAUGAACCCUGCAAGAACAAUGGAACGUGUUUAUUACAACCUGAAGGGUUUGAAUGCCAUUGUGCACCUGGGUUUGAGGGAAAGACCUGUGAGGAAGAUAUAAAUGAGUGUUUAUCAGAGCCCUGUCAGAAUGGUGCCAUCUGUAUAGAUGGAGUGGGAGAAUUUCACUGCUUCUGUGUCCCAGGUUUUCAAGGCUAUAACUGUGAAAUUGAUAUCAAUGAGUGUGCUUCAAGACCCUGUGACAACAACGCCACUUGCAUUAAUGAGAAGGACCACUAUAAGUGUGAGUGCCUGAUGGGCUUUAAAGGAGUCAACUGUGAGACUGAAAUAGAUGAAUGUGAGUCAAAUCCCUGCCGCAACGGAGCUGACUGUCAUGACCUCAUAGGAAUGUACUCUUGUGAGUGUCUACCUGGAUUUGGUGGCAUCCACUGUGAAGUUGAUGUUGAUGAGUGUGCCAGUAUGCCCUGUCAGAACGGUGCAGUCUGUCAUGAUAUGGUUAACAGCUAUGCAUGUGACUGCUCUGAUACAGGAUAUGAGGGCAAUCACUGUGAGAUAGAUAUUCCUGAAUGUCUGUCUCAUCCCUGCCAGCAUGGUGGUACUUGUCAAGAAGGAGUCAAAGAAUACACCUGUCUCUGCUGGCAAGGUUAUGAAGGACCAAACUGUGAAGCUGAUAUAGAUGAGUGUGCUGAUCAGCCCUGUGAGAACAAUGGGGAGUGUUUUGAACGCUCUGAUGCAUCUCACUGGGAGCUAGACUGGGAGCUGAGCUUUGCAGAUGCAGCUGGAUAUAUUUGCCAGUGUCAGUCGGGAUUUGCAGGAGAGAACUGUUCUGUCAACAUUGAUGAGUGUGAAUCAGAACCCUGUCAAAAUGGAGGCAUUUGUAAAGACAAGAUCAAUGGAUAUACCUGCACAUGUCCUGCUGGAUUUUUAGGUGAGUUGUGUGAAGUGAACAUUGAUGAAUGUGAGAGCCAGCCCUGCCAGAACGGUGGCUGGUGUGAAGAUGGGAGGGCCACCUACACCUGUCACUGUCCUGAGGCAGCUGCAGGUGACCUUCCUUGGGGAGGUCGUCACUGUAAUUUGAAACUCCUUGGUUGCGUUGACCAUAAAUGUCAGAAUGGAGCCACCUGCCAUCCAUGGCUAGAGGAUGGAGAACAUGGCCACACAUGCUUGUGCCCUCAUGGAUUCCUAGAUGAGAAAUGCUCCACCAGAACAACAUUCUCCUUCUCCACUCCUGGAUUUAUUCACAUUCAAGUUGUUGUAGAAGAAAGAAUUCGCCGGGAAGUUGACCACCAUGUUCACAAAGGUCUCGGGAUACAGCUUCGCUUCCGGACAACUAUAUCUAAUAUGUUGGUCUUCUUCAGAGGGGAUAUGGACAACCACCUCUUUCUAGAGAUUGUGAAUGGUAGUCUUCAUGCAAAAGCCUCUUCUGAGGAAUCGGAGUUGGAUGUAAUAUUUCCUGGCUUGGUUAGUGAUGGAAACUGGAGGGACGCUCACGUGUUUAUGGCUCAGGAAGGUCUAGUCUUAAAUCUGAAAGGUCCUGACUGUGACAAUGAUGGAUGCACAGUUAUAGAUAGUGGUGCAGGUGAACCACCUUUCGAGCUCUCUGAAGCCUUUACUCAUAUUUAUAUAGGCGGAGCACCAGAGGACCUUUUAGAGUACUCUAAAAGUGGUGCAGGAUUCAUUGGGUGUAUGGAAGACCUGAUGAUUGACUCUAAGCCUAUUCUACCACAAACACUUCCAGAGGACCAAGACCAUGAACUGGGAUGUACUAAGACUGAAUGGUGUAAUACUGAACCCUGCAAUGGGCAUGGACGGUGUGUGGACCUGUGGACCAGUUACCAGUGUGAUUGCUACCGUCCCUUCCACGGUGAAAACUGUUCUGAAGAAUUUUCUUGGUGGACCUACAACCAUGAAGACACAGUGAGUUCCAGUGGAUAUGAUAUUGUUAAAAGCCACGGGAGCAGCUUCAGUGUGUCUUUCAUCCUGCGCUCUUUAAAGCCAGAUGGGUUGCUUUUCCAGCUGAGGAGGCCCACAGAGGAGGCCUACUUCUCAGUUUACCUGGGCAUGGGGAGGGUUUUUGUUAGCUCUCUGCCAAGUAGUGCUCCACUUACAGCUCCAAUAUUUGUGGCAAAUGGUGAGAAGCACCUUCUGCAGGUGGAAGUGCAACACAGACAGGUCAUCUUUGAACAUGCGGGAAUUCGCUACAGAAUGGGAGAGAUCCCUGAAGUUAGUGUUAACAGUGGAGAUCAGGCCUAUGUGGGAGGACUUCCAAAGGAAUGGACCUCUGAUACCUGGGGGGGACGUUUCAAAGGUUGCCUUCAGGAUCUUCGUUUAGACUCCGUGCAUUUGGAUGUGGAUGGUUGGGACACCUUGAAUAAAGUGGACAUUUAUUCAUUAACCUAUUCUGAGAACGUAAAGAAGGGAUGUGUCAGUGACAAUACCUGCAAGAUGAAGCCUUGCCAAAAUGGAGGAUGGUGUACCAUCACAUUCAACGAUUUUACAUGUUCUUGUCCUGAGGAAUACACUGGGAAGACCUGCAAAAAACGUGUGUGGUGUGUCAGCCACCCAUGUGUCAAUGGUGGCCAUUGUGUGGAUCUACCUGAUGGAUAUGAAUGUGUUUACAAUGCCACAUUUGAGAACAACGCUGUGCAGUACAGUUCUGGAGGCUCCCUGGUUGAGCCUGUCACUAACAUAUACAUGGAGUUGAGGACCCGGUCAGAAAAUGCUGUGCUCCUGAGGGCCUCCUGGGGUUCUGACCUCCUAAUGGUGGGUCUGUUGGACUCAUCAGUCCGGGUGGAGAUCCAGCUAAGCAACAGCUUUGAGCCUCUGACCUUUACAGGCAUCCGUCAGGUUGCAGACGGGAGCUGGCACCGCGUGAACAUUUCUAUGACUGAGAAGGACCGCAAAGCCUCCCCCUGGAUCAUCACUGUGGAUGGAAUCACAGAUGCUAACAGUGUGCCAGAGCGCACAGGUAGUAUUCGCUUUCUCAAUCAGAAGGGGGCUUUACUAGCCCUUGCAGAGAGCUUCAAUGGUUGCAUGGGUGCAGUGAGGCUCGGAGGAGUUUACCUUCCUUUUGUGGAUGAUUAUAAGGCCCCACAACCUUCUCAGUUCCAUUUAGUUGGGAAACCAAAGAUUUAUUUGGGCUGCACUGGUACCCCUGUUUGUGAUUCAGAUCCAUGUCUAAACGGAGGCGCCUGUGAAGACCUCUUUAAUAAAUUUGGAUGUAUCUGCGACUCUGGUUGGGAGGGAGACCAGUGUGAAAUGGACACUGAUGACUGUUUGUCUCAGCCCUGUGUUCAUGGAAGCUGUAAGGACUACUUGGCUGGUUUUAAGUGCCAUUGCCACCCGGGAUAUGCUGGCACUCUCUGUGAUGAAGAUAUUGAUGAGUGUGAGCAUCAUAAUUGUGAACAUGGAGGAACCUGUCAGGAUGGACCCAACAUGUACACCUGCAUAUGCCCCAAAGAGUACAGGGGCUCCCACUGCCAGUGGGCCUAUCCUCCUAUACAGUGUGGUAAAGAUGUUAUGUGUGCAAAUGAUGGUGUCUGCAAUGAUGGACUGUGGGGGGCUAACUGUACAUGCAUGCCAGGUUUCACAGGCACCAGAUGUGAAAUGGAGAUCAAUGAGUGUGGGUCUAACCCCUGUAGAAAUGGAGGUUCCUGUUUGGAUCGAUUUAACAUGUUUGUAUGUGAAUGCCCGCCCGGUUACAGUGGUCCAGUCUGUGACAGUAACAAAGAAGCCCAUAUACAGGGAAUCCCCUGGCUGCUAAUUGUGAUCCCGUUGCUCUGUCUGUGCAUUCUCCUAAUGAUUAUUGGCUUGACCUUUGUAGUGCUCACAGCAAGGAAGAAGCGCCAGUCAGAGGGUGCUUAUAGCCCCAGUGCUCAGGAGCUAGCUGGAGCCCGGCUAGAGAUGGACAGCAUGCUUAAAGUACCACCAGAGGAGAGACUUAUCUGAUCUGACAGGAACACAAUUUGAUAAAGGGAGCUAGAGGCGAUCCGAUGCUGUGGGGAGGUGCACAGGGCUGUCACUGUCAAACUGUUAGAUCCUCUGAAUGUCCGGCUCAUCUGAUGUUAUAACCCCCUCCUUAUAGACCUGUGCUACAGAAAUGUAUUGACAAUGUAGAUUGUGCAUAUUUUGUCAUCUGAGGAAAUAAGCCCUAUGAACUUCAGGAACUCAUAGCCAUCAGUUUAUCCUCUGAUGACCCCCUCUUAUCAGAAAUCAUACCAGUUUUUAUGCUCAAAACUGCUAAACAGAGGACAAAUAAGCUCUCCACUACAUGGUCACCUUUGGAAAAUGUCCAACAGGUUCAUGGCACACCAGUGGUGCUGCUGCUGGAAACUUUGUGUGUGCAGUUCCUCCAGUGGAGACAGUAUGGCUCUGAGAAAACUCUUUACUGUUCUUUCUUUUCUGAUAGACAUGAUUGGCAACAUGACUUAUUUUUCAGUUUUUCUGGUAAUAUGGGACUUUGUAGCAAUUUUUAGAAAUGCUUUUUCUUGUUAAAGAUUACAUUUAUUUACAUUUGUGUCCACUUUUAUGCACAUUAAUUAAAUCUAUAAAUGUAAUAAAGGCCAAAUAGAGGUUUUUACUGCUUGGCCAGGAAGAAUGCUUGUUAUAAAGAAUUUAGACAGUAGAGCUAAAGUUAAAUUGUUUGCUGUUAUUUUUAAUUCUAGUCUAGAUUUUCAUUGUCUCUUGUGCUCAGAUUUUCUUUCUGUCAAGGUUGUUUUCCUAGUUUUUGGGGUUUUUUUCAAAAAAGCAAACAAACAAACAAAAACGGCAUCCUAUUUUUGAUAUUGGGUCAUUCGGUCUCAAAUCAACCAAGGGUUCUGCUCAACUGGCUCUGAUUUGCAUAAAAUUUUGAGAAAAUUUGAUCAUUUGGUGUAUCUUAAAAAGUAUUUCAUAUAUGAAGCUAUGGUCUAUUAACACAUAGUGAGUGAGGAAGGUGACUGAAGAAGAAAUACUCAAUGCAUCAUGGGAAUCCCCCAGCAGCCUACACCUAUUACAUCAUAACUAAGGCAGGAUUCAGGAUCAGCUGGUCCAGCCCUAACUAUAUGCUUUAGCAAAAAGGGAAAGUUUUAAGCCUAAUCU